Messenger RNA from Fusarium odoratissimum NRRL 54006, 2536 nucleotides. RefSeq lists its product as uncharacterized. The record is from RefSeq and is a predicted model, not a curated record. Gene Ontology annotation, molecular function: NAD binding; NADP binding; oxidoreductase activity, acting on the CH-OH group of donors, NAD or NADP as acceptor. The coding region runs from base 104 to 1072 and encodes 322 amino acids. The transcript has 3 exons. Lineage: Eukaryota; Fungi; Ascomycota; Sordariomycetes; Hypocreales; Nectriaceae.
UGAAUCUAUUGCUGACAUAUAACUACUGUGGUUGAGAUAUGAAAGUUUAACUUCCCUACCAGUGGGUUUUACCUUUGCAUUGAAAGUUCAAUUGAAAUUCAACAUGGCGUCUCCUCAAAUUGGUUGGAUUGGCCUGGGGUCGAUGGGCCUCCCUAUGGCAACAAAUCUCCAGAAACACUUAACCUCAACCGGCGCCCCCAGCCUGAUUUACUAUAACCGAACUAUCUCUCGCGGUGACUUUCUCAAGAGUCUUGGCGCUCAACCUGCGCCCUCAGCUAAAGACCUCGUGGGAAAUUGCGAUACCAUCUUCCUGUCUCUCAGUGACGACUCAGCUCUCGAGUCAACCCUUGAUAUAAUCAUUGACACUGAGGACCCUGAACAGCUCGCCGGGAAAGUAAUCGCGGAUACUUCAACGGUUCACCCGGACUCUUCGGCCAAAGCUCAAACCCGUUUGAAUGAGAAGGGCGCUCAGUUCAUCGCCUCACCUGUCUUCGGAGCAAGUCCUGUUGCGGCGCAGGGAAAGCUGCUAUGGAUUGUUGCUGGACCUGACGACGCCGUCGAGAAGAUUAAUCCAUAUUUAGAGGGAGUCAUGGGAAGAGGCGUGAUUCGAGUUGGUGAAGAUGUGAGACUAUCGAGCAAGAUGAAAACAGCAGGAAACUUCAUCACAGCUGGUAUGAUGGAAGUCGUGGCAGAAGCCCACGUCCUAGCAGAAAAGUCUGGCCUAGGCAGCAAAAACCUCGAAGCUUUGAUCCAGCAACAAUACGGUCCUCUGGCACUUUCCAUGUCUCAACGACUUACUACCGGAGCUUACAUGCCAGCGAGAGGCGACCGGCCUUGGUCUGAUCUAAACCUAGCAAUUAAGGACGUUGGUCAUGGAAUUACUCUUGCUGAACAGUCUGGAGCGAGACUGGAGGUUGCUGAAGUGGCCAUUAAGCAUCUGAAGGAGGCGAAGCGGUUCUCUGAAGCUGAGGGAAGACCUCUUGAUUCUUCUUCUAUGUAUGGGAUACUGAGAAAAGAAUCUGGGUUAUCUUUUGAGACAGAUCUAGUCAAAGAACGGGAUGAGGAGAAGUAGAGAGUGAAACAUGACUGAUAUCAGUCUUUUAUCAUUAAUCUGUGCAACUAGUGCACGAAAACGCUAUAUCAAUAAUCCUGAAAGAGUGCUUCGCUUCGUAUUUUUGCCAUUCAUACCAUCAUUUAUAUAUUCGGUGUCACAUUACUGCUUAUAAUGCAGCUUUGCCUCUAGACUCAAAAGGCAUAAUUAAUACCAAGAGUCCAGCUGCUAUGAAUAAUGCGCCACUUGUGUAUACAGGGGCAGACGUUUCCAGGUUUGCAAAGAUGGCAAUGAUUGGCUGUGAAAGUCAGUAUUGGGUUGAGACAGAUUUUGACGGUGAACUUACUGCCAUGAUACCAAAGAUUCUGUUACAAGACGCACAUAACGCAUUACCGGUUCCUCUAUGAGGUGUAGGGAACAGCUCUGGCGUGAAUGAGUACAGAACCGCGUACAUGAUAUUACUGAAGAAGUUGAAAGCGCAUUGCCAGCCGAGUAAAGCAUCGCUCGUCGUCGCAGUCGUGGAGCAGUAGAGAAAGACGCCGGUAAGUAUGGUGCUGAGUGACAGCGUGCCCUUUCGUCCCAGUCGUGGUAAUUCGACAAGCCAUCCUCCCAGAAGAGCACCCGGCACACCAAGAACAGCAAUGAUAAGACUGUUUCGGUAUGUGAGGUAUGUACUUCCAUCGCCAAAGUCGGCACCCUUAGUCGCUUGAAUAUACGGAAUGAAGGCGUUAUAGAGGGGAUAUCCAAGACCGAUGAGUGCCCAAACUGCCAUGAUCAAUCCUGUACUGAGGCCGAGUUUUCUUGUAACGAAGAGAGCCUUGAUAUGCGACAAGUCGACCUUCUCCAGAUAUCGCUUUAACGCGGCGCUGGUAUCUGUCUGCGCAACAUAACCCUCCGGUUCACAAGCCUUCAAAUCCUCGAGACUGAGCGUUGACGUCUUCCCGUUCUUCUUGGCAACAGUAUGCACAACUCUAACAGCCUCUUCAUCGCGACCCUUACUCAUGAGAUACUUGGGUGACUCGUAGAUCUUGAACAGAACAAAGCGCACAAGGAACAUGAGAAGUGUUAGUCCACCAACCGUGAUGGUAAAAUAUCGCCAGCCCAUAUUAUCUUUUCGUCGACAGACCGUAUCUUGCUCGCAUGUGUAAUUGCCCAAAAGUGGCCAUGCGAUGAGUGUACCGAUGACUUGCGCAAUAGCCCAGUCAAUCGAGAGAAUCGUGAGGAGGUAUUGAUGCGACGCUGGUAGAAACUCGAGAAAAAUGGCCGAGUCAACUGGUAAAUUUCCACCAACACCAAAAGACCAUAAGGCGUCGAAAAUGCCGAUAGCUGCGAAAUUGGGGGCGCUGGCUGAAAUGAGGCCCCAAAUUGCUGUAAGACCGAGAGUGAUGUUGAAUGCCCAUUUUCGACCGACUAACAAAAUUAAUAAGCAGAAAUCGAAGGGCGCAGGGCGGCGAUGACUUACAAACAUCGCAACCAAAACCCCAA